AUGAAUUUUUUAAUUUUAUCAUCAGAUGUAAAUGAACCAUUUAUUAUACCAAAUGUAUCACCAGUAUCAUCACCAAAAUUAAUUGCAAGUAAAGAAAUUGAUAAUACUUCUUCAAUAAUUACAAAACCAAUAAUAAGUAAUACAACUAGUCUAACACCUUUAGUUCAUAUUGAAGAUGAUGACGAAAAUGAAGAAAAUAAUAAUUUAAUAUCAAUGAGAAAAUUAUCAGAUUUUGAAUUAAAUUAG
Lodderomyces pseudojiufengensis is the source of this 246-nucleotide messenger RNA. RefSeq lists its product as uncharacterized. The transcript has a single exon. Bases 1 to 246 code for a protein of 81 amino acids. The record is from RefSeq and is a predicted model, not a curated record. NCBI's taxonomy places the organism in Eukaryota, Fungi, Ascomycota, Pichiomycetes, Serinales, Debaryomycetaceae.